Morchella sextelata is the source of this 519-nucleotide messenger RNA. RefSeq lists its product as uncharacterized. Bases 1 to 519 code for a protein of 172 amino acids. NCBI's taxonomy places the organism in Eukaryota, Fungi, Ascomycota, Pezizomycetes, Pezizales, Morchellaceae. The transcript has 2 exons. The record is from RefSeq and is a predicted model, not a curated record.
AUGGAUUCCACCAAUACUACCAGAUCCUCCUCGCCUCUCAGCGAAACAACCACCAAUGCCUCCUCUCCUGCGAGCGAAACGCCCGCCAAUACCUCGAGCUCUACCAACCCUCCAGUCAAGAGAAAACUCUCGUACAAGGUCAAUUGGCCGUGCCAAUUUGACCGCGAGGGUAAGCCGAGGAUUACCGAUAAGAAGCCCAUCCGCAAGGAUGGGUGGACCAUCCCGAGAACCACCAAGCCGCUUUCCACUUUUCUCGAUAGGUGGAUUGCCGACUUCGACAAUCAUGGGUAUUACUUCCGGGAAGAUGUCCUCAUGGGAUACGAGGAGGAUGAGGACUGGGACACCAGAGCUCCGCACAAUUGGGAGCAUCUUGAAAGAGCUCUCGAGAGUGAGGCCGAAUGUGAAAAAAGGUUGUUGAAAUGCAAGAUUUCCAACCCAAAGGCCUACGCGAUGUACAAUGCGGAGUACUAUAUGGGUUGCAAGAGGGCUGCGCAGGAGGUCAGGAUGUUCUAUAUGUAG